AGGAGAAGUGAGCAAAGCUAAAACUAACAAAGAAAGCCAAGCGCGACAGAAUGACAGAGCAGUAGCCGUAUGAAUGGUAAAUGGUAGAUGGUAAAUGGACGGAUGCGACUAAUGUGAGUUUAUUAGUUAGAUGCACACGGACUGUCGCGUUGUGAAGACGUGCUUUCUUGUGAUAGUUUACGAGUAGUGUCAUUGUUCUUUAGUAUAUCUGCGUCAAUUUGCACUAGCGUGUGUUUCGCGGUUAAUAUCAUUCACACCCGCGCACAAACGUACGUGGCAACCAGUGCAGAAGUGUCGCAGGAACGGUUUUAGUCACUCCAGUUUCAUGUCGAAUAAGAUAUGUAUUCGACUCGUGCACAAAAUAAAAAAAAAACAGUUCGUGCUAAAUAAACUUAAUUCAGCAAAGUCCAGUGUCACAUCAGAUAUUAAAAGCUAAGCAAUUUGCCCCGAAUGCAAAGUUAGUAUCAAGCCUGGUUAAAAACUUACGCUCGUUUCAGCCGCCGAAACUUCUGAAAACAGAUCAGAAAUCGUAUGUAAUUCCGGCGCACCGGAGCAGUAUAUGAAAGAGUUAAGCCACCAAGUGGUGUCGGAACCCGUGUCCACCCACAUAACCAACAAACAUAAGCACAUAUGUAUGUAUGUAUAUACACACGUGUGGAAAUGUGUGUGAUUGAGCUGGUGUUCAUCGGUGUUGCAAACAUGAAUAUGUAUGUAUGUACAGACACAUGAGCGCGCACAUACAUUUGCACGUAAGUGGAUGGAGUGGAUAGACAUGUCUCUGGGAGAGUGUGGCGGCAAAUGGCAUGUCACCCCUAUCACGUCGCAUGUUAGCAAGUGAGCGAAACGUCCUCGCCAGCCGCCUGUCAGCUGCUUAUCCAUUUCCGUCGCUAAUUCAGUCGCGCUAGCUACUUCCACCAGCACAAAAGUCGACUCCACCAACGCCACCUCCACCGAUGCGGCCGCCGCCACAAAAAAACCUAACCAAUAAACCAAAAUCAAAUUUUCAAAUUGGCAUCAAAGUGUAAAAACCGUUAGAUAAAAUUGAAUUAUCCCAAUGUAUGUGGCCACAGUCACUCGCAGGACAUCGACGUGCGCGGACGUACUCAUACUCGCACUUGCACUCAGGAAGUGCAAAAGCGAAGGACACACGGUUUUAUAGUGUAGUACAUACAUAUUUAGAUAUACAUAUUUCUCUCCAACAUCAAAUCAGUGACCGGUAACUGUUUUAUUUAACUCUCUCUCUCGCUCGCUUACAAGUGAUUCUGUGAAGUUUUCUAAUUGGAAUCGAAUUGUCGAAUUGGAAAAGGUGAAAAUUGUUGACGCGUGAUUUUAGAUUUCGCUAUUCUAUUCUAUGGGAGAAUCAAACGCGGCACCAGCGGGUGUGCAUUUUAGGUUUAGAAACAUACAUACAUAUGUAUAAUAAAAAGAAGCCAGAUUUGUGUGCAAAUAUAUACUUAGACUGAUUCCGGACAUGCCAUUUACAUAUCAACCUGUGCGAGCGUGAGUUUAUCGGGUAGCGAAAAUUCCCGUCGCUAUUCACGAACUGAAGCCGUGGCCGCAGUGACUCUUGGUGUGGAUUAACCCUGCGAUUGGCUUUAACAGAUCCUACUAAACGCCAACUCAGGAAAGAUGAGAAUUAAAAUGCCCGCCGUCAGAAUUGCGCAAGACUCAGAUGCCAUGGAAACAGACACUUCAGCGCAGGAUAUGCUGACAUGUGGAUCCUGUCAGAAAACGUUUGCUCUUUCGGAUAUAGUUAAAUUUAUACAACACAAAGUGCUACAAUGUAACAAAGAGAACUACGGCCAGUGUUCAACUCAAGCUCCAACAACCGACAGAGAUGCGGACGAUGGUCGACCUCUAAGCCUAGUUAACAGAAGACCUUCAAUAUCAGCUCCAAUCAUUAUUCGGAAAGCUUCUGGGUCUGGAUCACGCAUCCACACGCCACCUCCCAGUCCUGCGGAUCUCUUAGCCGAUGGUGCGUCCAGCACUCCCAAGCGCUUAGUAGACGAAAAUGACAACACAACGCCCAGGCAUGAAGAAACGGUGGAGAAAAAUGCGCCUUCGGAAUGCGUCAAUACUAACUUAAAUGAGUCCGAAUUAGCAGGUGAUACAGAAAAGCUUAACACUAUAAGGAUAAAGCAGGAAGUGGAGCUCUGCAAUGAUGAAACGAGUAUGAACAACGCAUUGCUUGCUAACGAUUCCAGCCAGGACAAUAACGAUGGUCAACCGAUGUCAAAACGUCCGAAAAUUGAAGUUGUUGACGCGGAAUCUAACACAUUGCACUCAGAGCCCAGUUAUUACACAUGCUGUACGUGCAAGACUCGUUACACCUCUGCUUGGCGUUUAAUUCAACAUGUGCAGCAUUCACAUGGCGUUAAAAUAUAUGUGGAAUUCCCCACGUCUUCAUCCCCACAUUCCACCAGUUCGGUUUCGGAUCCUACGUCAUCUACUUCACCGCUAAUAAUGCAUCCACACUCGGCAUCAAUGCCUGUGGUUGUAUCAGCACCGACAAUAACCUCAGCGGUAUCAACGACACAGUCUUUGCCGUCUUCAGCUUCCACAUCAUAUCUUUAUCCGCCCAUCAGUCAUCAAUCACAAAAAUCUGAUAACUCGAGUACAAACUGCAGCAUUAGUAGCAAGAGUAGCGGAAGCGGCAACGCCUCCACCAGCCUACCGGCACCAACUUGUAGUGGUCACUCAAAUGCUGUCCAACAACAGCAACAACAAAUCCAACAACAACUUCAACAACAUCGAGUAGCUGUUGCUGCUGCAGCGGCAGUUGAGCAGCAUAAGCAACAACAACAAAGCAAUCUAACAACAGCAAUGCAGAAUGCACAGAACCUAGCGGUGGCUGCAGCAGCGGGAAUGCGCCAUCAUAGUCUAUUGCCUCCUCCAGACAUGCACGCGAAUCCGUUCAAUCUGCUGAGAAUGCCCCUACCACCGUCACUGGCACAAAAUCCUGUAGUUCCUACGGUCACACCCCUGUUUUCACGGCCCCAUCCCGAUCACUAUAGAAUGGACCAACUGGUAACGGAGCAAUUUCGGCAUCAUGGCCUUAACUUAGCGGCAGCAGCAGUUGCAGCCGCCAACUCCCUUACCUCGCCGCACUCCGGUCCUUCACAAUUCAGUCAAGGGAAUGGCGCUCCUUCCAGCAACUCGAUGGAGCCCAGACCACCCUCGAACAAUAACAGCCACCGGGGCUCCGCGCCAGCCACACCUCUGCCACCGCAACCAAUAAUCAUCCCACAACAAAAUAACCCGAAUCAAGGUGGGCCUCAAGCAGGUAUGAAUCUUGAACCACAGAUGGAUUUUUACUCGCAGCGAUUGCGUCAGCUUGCCGGAACAACAAGUCCUGGGGCUGGAAAUAUUGUUAACUCGAGCUCGCCGAGUCCACGACAAAAGCAAUCGCCACACUUCGCGAGUCCAUCACCAUCCCAGCUACCUCCUACUCCAGUAACAAAUAAUACACGGCCACAUUCAUUAACUCCACCACAUAAGGGCGACUCUUCGAAUCAAGAGAACGAAAAUAUCAACUCAACGCCACGGUCAGCAUCCACACCGCCCUCGAAGCCGAUUCAAGAUAAUUCUGCGGUAUUCGCCUGCGCUUAUUGCGAGAAGAAAUUCCGAUUUGAAAAUAAUUUGAUUAUUCAUCAAAGAACACAUACCGGAGAAAAGCCGUACAAAUGCACAGCUUGUGAAUUCGAAUGCUCGCAUAUCAAUAAACUGAUGAAGCACAUGAGGGUUCAUCGCAGUCCGGAAGAUGUCGCAAGUAAUGCAGGCUCUGUGGAUUCCAACGAUGCUGAAGACUCUGAAGCUGAUGCCGAUGCUGACGCAGAAGCAGAGGGUGAGGCGGAGGUCGAUGGAGAGGAGGAUAACUUGGACGAAGACGGUAUGGAAGAAGAUGAGGAAGAUGAAGGUGAAGACGGGGAAGACAUCGAUUAUGAAGCCGAAGAUCUAAGUGUCAGCAAUCGAAUAGAUGGAAAAAGCGAAAGCCCUAAGACCACAAGUACCGGCCCUACAUCGUUGGUAGGUGAACUGAUGGAUAAGUUCGGUCUAUCGAACAUAGCUCAAUACUCUGAAGCUUACAAACAAGCAUUACAAGAAUCUGGAAAAUUCAAAUACUUAGCAAAUAAGGAUCGAGACAAUAAUAACACCAGCAAUUCGGGAAUAUCGCAGAUGUCAGAUAAAUUGAAUGGUUUCCCAGCAGCAUUACGCCUGAGGGACGAGCUUUCGAAGAACAUGUUUCAGCAGUCAUCCCAACCUGAUGCACCAAGUCAAGUGCCGCUCUUUAAUCCGUUUCAAAAUCCUUUCGAAUUGUCCAAACGUGUAAAGAUGGACAACAGCGACUGGUGGAAUAUGUCGGCAUUGCAUCGGAAUGACUCGAUUUUCGAAAAUCUUAAAAUGAAGCCUUUGGGACUGGGCUCUGCCAACUCCAUGCUGCACAACCCAAUGCUGAAAAAGGAUAAUCGCCAACGCAAUGACACGUGCGAGUUCUGCGGAAAAGUAUUUAAAAACUGCUCUAACCUGACCGUGCACCGCCGCAGCCAUACCGGCGAAAAACCAUACAAGUGCGAAUUGUGUUCCUAUGCCUGUGCGCAAAGCUCCAAACUGACCCGCCACAUGAAAACCCACGGACGCACUGGCAAAGACGUCUAUCGGUGCCGCUUCUGUGAUAUGCCCUUCAGUGUACCGUCGACUUUGGAAAAGCACAUGCGCAAGUGUGUCGUCAAUCAGGGCAAGGCAGCGGCAGCAGCUGCAAAUGCAGCCAACGCUGUUGCAGCCGCACAAGCUGCAGCUGCAGCCCAACACCUGCAAUCACAGCUGCCCACGCAAUUAUCACCUGCAAGCUCGAUCUCAUCGUUCCCACCUCAAUUUGUUGGCAUGGCCGGCAGCAACACUGGCAACAAUAUCUCACUGCCCGGCAGCAUAGGCGGAGAUAACGAAAGCAGUCUACCCACAAGCUUGCCAUCUCACCCCAUCUCGUUGAAGGAGGAGGCAUGACUUUUUCCCCAUUGGAUUGGUAUCGCCAGCAGUGGCACGGAUAGCGGCAUGAGCUACAGUCCACAUCAUCAGCAUUUACAAACGGCGCGAUUGUUGCCACCGCAGCAUCAGCAUCUUCCAUUCGAUCCCCGCCUUCACCAUCAGAACCACAGCUCGCAUCCCCUGCCUCAAAGCUCUCAGCCCCAUCAAUUAUCGACAGCAAAUCGUAUAAUGUCCCGCAUUUUUUAAUAUGAUUUAACCACUGUUAUCAGCACAUACACACGCACCCACAAAGGCAUGGAUAUGUAGUACAUAGUACUCAAAAUAAUGAACCAGAAAUUAUUAUGAAGUUUUUGUGAAUAAAGGCCCGACCCGAUGUAUACACACACACACAUACAUGCAUGUAUAUUUGUAUAUACAUAUGUAUGCGCAUACAUAUGUACAUACCAUGGUGAAUAUGUAUUGCUCUACUACGCUCUAAAUUUCGCCCCAUCUGUUUUCGAACCCAGAAAAGGGUUUUCAACUAGAAAUCCUUGCGUGCUGUCGAAGGUACCUUUAAUUAUCUUCAAUAGAGUUUUUCUUUUCUGACCACCACAUAGUUUUUUAUACAGAGAUACAACCAGAGGCAUUCGAUACCAAAGCAAUAAUCUAAAAAUAUAAAUUAAGUAUACACUAAGUCUCUCACAUGUAUUCAAAUCUGCAUACACACAUAUAUUCAUAUGAAAAUUGCGAAUGUACAUAUGUAUGUAAAUAUGUAUGCAUGAAAAUUAUACUUAGUAUUUUAGUAUUUUAUUUUAAUUUGAGGCCUUACUUGCCUUAUCUGACUUACAUACUUACAUACAUAAAUAAAUAUAAUUUAAUUAAUGUGUGAACUCCUCUGAAAUCUUUGCACUUUCGUUUUCCCCAGUGUAUAUUUAUUUUCAUGCCCAGUGAUUGUUGUAUGUACACGAUUCUUAUGUAUGUACAUAAUUGUAAUUAAAGCAAAGAAAGUAUUA
Messenger RNA from Rhagoletis pomonella (apple maggot), 5975 nucleotides. RefSeq names its product B-cell lymphoma/leukemia 11A (gene Cph). Gene Ontology annotation, cellular component: nucleus. Gene Ontology annotation, biological process: regulation of transcription by RNA polymerase II. The transcript is spliced from 6 exons. Gene Ontology annotation, molecular function: RNA polymerase II cis-regulatory region sequence-specific DNA binding; DNA-binding transcription factor activity. The coding region runs from base 1630 to 5001 and encodes 1123 amino acids. NCBI's taxonomy places the organism in Eukaryota, Metazoa, Arthropoda, Insecta, Diptera, Tephritidae. The record is from RefSeq and is a predicted model, not a curated record.